This is a messenger RNA of Priapulus caudatus, 406 nucleotides long. RefSeq lists its product as uncharacterized. The record is from RefSeq and is a predicted model, not a curated record. Bases 23 to 406 code for a protein of 127 amino acids. The transcript has 4 exons. NCBI's taxonomy places the organism in Eukaryota, Metazoa, Priapulida, Priapulimorpha, Priapulimorphida, Priapulidae.
UGUACGGACAUCUGCGAUAGAGAUGGCCGAGACGGUCAAAGUAAAGGACAAGUUCCUGCCCGCGUCCCUUCUCACGCCAGCCGAGAUGGUGGCAGCGACUGGUGUCGAAGAUCCGCAGAUGUUGACGUAUUUCGUCGCGGGACUGUGGCGCGUCUGUUCGAUCACAUCAAAGGCAAACACGACAGCGAUGGAUAGUCUGAUAGCGCUCUACGCUCACCGAUUCUUCCCAGAGCUCGGGAUGCCGGCUCUGCCCGAGGACGCAUACGGCGAUGGGGAGUCGCUGCACGUACUGCCGGAGAACGACAUUGAUGUACCGGACUUCGAACAUGAGACGAUGGCGACGCAACACGUCCAAGACGUCUACGUGGCGACGAUGCGCACAAGCAAAAAGCGAGAUGGUAGAUGA